CAGUAGAGGCAUCCACCCUCAAUCUCAAGCAAUCUUCAGCCAAGAGACAUGAUUCAAAAGCCUUUUCUUUUCUUCUUCCUUUUUCUGCUCAUCUCAAUAUUAUUCAUUCCAUCAACUACAAGAAAAUUGUAUGACGACUCAAAAGGCAGCGUAACGGGGAGUACCUCAGGGCAUUCUCCUUCGGCGGUUGGAAAUACAGUGCCAGGAACGUCAACCUCUAUACGCCGGCAUUCUCCUUCGGCGGUUGGAAAUACAGUGCCAGGAACGUCAACCUCUAUACGCACUGUAAAACCAUUUUGUGACAGGACUGUCUAUGGAAAGUGCAUUAGUUCCAACGCGACUUCUGUUGUCCGUCGACCCUUUAAUCAGACCCGAGUCACUCGACCAUAACCUGAGGACAAGCUGGGAAAGUGUAAACCUACUAGUCGUUGAAUAAAUUGUUCCAACUUGUUUUGGAGUUUGUUGUUUACUCGAUUUACGUACCAAGUACAUGAAUCAGUCAAUAGCAAUUUCGCUAUAAUUGUAUUAGUCAAUUUGAGUUU
Olea europaea var. sylvestris is the source of this 542-nucleotide messenger RNA. RefSeq lists its product as uncharacterized. NCBI's taxonomy places the organism in Eukaryota, Viridiplantae, Streptophyta, Magnoliopsida, Lamiales, Oleaceae. The transcript has 4 exons. Bases 49 to 390 code for a protein of 113 amino acids. The record is from RefSeq and is a predicted model, not a curated record.